AAACCAGGUCAAAGCGGUGUCAUCCUAGUGUUGUUAAUUAGCGACAGGGGGGAAAAGACUUUCGUUAUCAAGAUGUUGGAAGGUGUGAAUUCGUUCCGUUUUCAUUUCGAGACGUGUUGGAGAUUGUGUUAUCUCAAGUGUAGUGCUGUGCUAGUGUUUUUUUUUUAGCCCUGUUGGCUAAAUUACAUUUCCGCUGUUGUUUCCAGUUUGUGACUUUUUUUUUCACAUUGUAGUCGGCACGAUUCCUAUUAGUAGGAAGGAUAUUUAAAAUUUGAAAGCCAGCACUAUUAGGUUUUAUUCCUAUUGAAAUCAACAUUUAACUUUUACUGGAAAAAAAAACAAAUUUGUUUCAUUGGUCAAAAUUUUACAAGAUUUGUUUCAAGAUUUGAUCCAUUUUCUUGGAAACACGAUGUUUCGUUGGAAAAUACUUAAGUUCUAAGUGGUUAUCUCCCUUAAUGAAGAUUUAAAAAAAAAAACAAUGGUUAUCUUCUUUUUAAUUGUGCACUUGACAAGGAAGUUGUGAUCAUGUUUUGAUGCUAAAUAUAGAACCACGUGGCUAAACGAACCAAUAGAUGAGAGGUAUUAGAAUGGUUCUAACAGUAGACGGGAGACGUUAGAGAGGUUCUCAAAUGAAAGAGUCGCUCACGGUGAACAUGCUCAAACCUUCGGCCACUGAGGUGGUCAAAAGGAGGUCAGUCAGGAGUAACGCCAACGUCCUAAAUCGAAGGUCAUGGCCGUUAGCGCCUGGAUCAAUCAAGCAACAGCUCAAGGACCGCGAGAGACAAGACCAACUGACGGAGAUUUUGAACCGGUACAGCACCAAUGGCUUCCCACCCCUCCCCGACCUCCUGGGCCGGCCCAAGUUUGACGAGAAUGUUCUGACCAUGGAGCUCAACUGGAGGCUACUGGUGGACGGGGACGAGAACAUGACAAAGAAACAACAAGAGCACCAGGAGGCGGUAUGGGAGCUCUUACAAACGGAAGUGUCUUACAUCAAGCAAAUACGGGUCAUUAUCGAUGUCUUUCAAAACUGUCUUUUCAACGUUAAGCUGGAGCAACUGUUAAAUGAUAUUGAGACAGAAAAUUUGUUUAGUAAUAUUCACGAGAUCUUCGAAUGCAACUGUACAUUUUGGCAGCAACACCUCCUUCCUGUACUUCACAACAGCAGAGAGACUCGCAAGCCACUAGACCCAUUAAUUAUGAAAGAAGGAUUUGUUGAUCAUUUUCAGAAACAGUUUCAGGUGUACUUCAAGUAUUUUAUAGAACAUAAAAAAUGUCUUGAUUAUGCAAAACAAUGUAUGGAAAACAGUGAUUUAUUUAAAACCUUUAUCAUGUGGGCAGAGGCACAAAAACAAUGCAAUCGUCUCAAGCUGGCUGAUAUACUGGUCAAACCCAUGCAGAGGCUCCUCAAGUACUCUCUGCUCCUGCAAGCUAUCUUAAAGCACACAGAGAAUGAGAAUGACAGGGCGGACAUUAAAGAAAUGAUCCAAUCAGUGGAGAAGCUGUGUUGUGCAGCAAAUGUCAGUCUACAGAGGAAAGACGACUAUGAAAAACUUGAAGCCAUUAGAAAAACAUUAGAACCUUACGACUCUCUGGAAACUCCUAAUGAUGAAUGUGCUAAGCUUGUGCAGGAGCAUAACAACAGUUUUAACAUACUGGCCCCAAUCCCUGGUGUUCUUGAUGGUCUUCCUAGAUGUUUACUGUUCCAGUCCAGUUUACGGAUGAAAGAGGCCCAGACACCUAAGCUGGACGUUGAGUGCCUCCUCUUCACUGACCUGAUACUGAUCUGCAAGCCCAACAGGAAAGCCGAUCGCUUUAAAAUAAUCCGGCCGCCAAUGAGGCUUGACCAGCUGGUGGUCAGUGAGCUGAAAGACAAAGGAAGUUUUCUGCUGAUUUACAUAAACGAAUACAGCGUUCCCAUAUCAGCAUUCACGUUUCACAGUGAGACUGGGGCCAUCAGAGGCUGGCUGGAAAAAUUCAGGGAGGCACAGAAAGAUUUCAAAGCCAGAAGAAUCUCAGGGCAGGCUGAGCUGAAGCGCCUUGCAGCAGAUGCAGCGCAGGCGCAGGAAGAAAUGGAUUCCUUGACCUCUGUCUCCUCUGACCUUGACCUCAAGGCCUCUGUGUUCCCUCGCUCCGACAGCAUGGAAUCUGCUGACCACUUCAUGCCCAACCUUCUCACCCCUGAGAUGAACAAUGACGGUGCCGUGGAGCUGGGUCGCUCUGGGUCAACAGGGGACAUUCACACCCGUGUGGCGCCAGGCCACAGGGAUCUCGUACAUAACAACACCGAUCCUAAGCUAACCAACUCCGAUGACUCCCCAUCUGAGAGUCGUCCCUCUAACAACCUGAACCUCGGCACCAAGCACAAACCAGUUCAGACCUGUAGGUCUGUACCUAAUAUAAAUGUAGGAUUAGCCCACAUCAACAACUCAUCUCCUACAAACAAACCAAAACUUAACGGCAACAGUGAUAACUGUAUUGCUGAGGACAUGGAUUCUUUAAUCCCCUCAGCGUACACUGCCAAAGACACGUAUACACAUGAACAAAGCAUAACUGGAGAGGAAGAUCCCUCCAAGCAAAAACUCAAUGCUCGUCGAUCCUCUCGGACAGAGAAACGCUACCACACUGUAGAUUCUAUUCAGGAUAUGAAAAUUUCAGAAAAGGAUUCCACAAUCCAUAAACGUCUUUCAUGGAGAACAGAUGUGGAUCAGACGAGAAAUUUAGGAUCGAAGGCCGUGAGUUCAGAUUCUGUGCAGAGUUACCCCUCCUCCAGUGGUGUCAGCUCGUCAGCGUCGCUCCACUUCAACAUCGACAGUGAUAUUAGUGAGGAGACUGAGUUCUGCUUUCUACCCGGUAAAACUGGCGAAACUGUGACCCACACAGAGCGCCAUAAGUUAUUCUCAGUAGGGGUCGCAGAUGACUCUAACGAGACGGACGACACAGAUCUGACAGAUUUAGAUCCUAAGUCAAAAUCUAAGUCAACACCGGACUUAGUGACUAUGUUCAAUAACAGUUUGCAUGUCAGUCCCAUGCAAGAUGGGAUAGCUUCUGUGGCUAUGACGAUGGAUGGACUCAAUAUUAAACUGACACAAGCAGAAAUUUUAAAGAGAAAACAGCUGAAGCACCAAAUACUUUAUGAUGCUAGUAUAGAAUCUUCAGAAGUGUAGCGGAAAAAGGGAAUCUUCAAAGUAUAUUAGAACAGAUGCAACAAAUAUAGCCUCAUGCAAAAUCUUUGUUUCAUUCAUUUUUUCCAAGUUCAUUUUUGGGGAUUACACAAUAUAAAAACAAAAGAAUUUUUAAACUAGUGGGUUCUGCCUUAAUUCUAGACUGCUGAAUUCACUAUUGAUCCAUACCAUUUUGUGUUUAAAGGAACAAUUGAAAUAUCCAUAGUUCUGUCAUUUUUUAUUUAUUUAUAUUUUGUCUCAAAAACUCUCAAUAUUCUGAUUGUAACUGGUUCAACACUGUUUUCUGUUUAUUUGAAAACAUUUUCUCAUAUUUUAGCUAAAUUUGUUUACCAAUAGUUUUACAACAUUUUUAUGAGUAUCUUCUUAUAUAUUGCUUAGCUAUAAUUAUACUGUGUAUUUCAUUUGACAACUGUACCAUUAUAUAAAAAAAGAAAAAAGUAUUGUUUUUAAAUGAAAAUGAACUAAAUAUUCAAAAGCUUCUGAGAAUAUUAUUUUAAAAGAAGCCAUUAAGAAAAGUAUAUAUAAACAGGCAUUUAUUUAUAAUUUAAAUAAAUUUUUAUAAAAAUGUAUCGGUUUGAAAUGAGAAAAGUUUUAUUCAAAAAAUUAUAUUUGUUUACAAUUACAAGGCUGAUCCCCACAAAUUUUAGGGCUUUCAUAUUUGUAGUCUGUGUUUUCUGCAGUUUGAAAUAUCCAUGUACAAGUCAAGGAUUAACAGUAAGCCUUUAGAUUAGUGAUUUGAUGAAUGCUGAUGACUUCAACACCAUUUCAAAUAUUUCAGACUUUUGAUAUUUUGAAAAGUGCUUCAUUAUCUUGCAGAUAUAUGCAUUUUUUUUUAUUCAUUCUCUAGGCUAAAGUAAAUAUUUAUAUUAAUAUUGUUGUGUAAUCUCAAACAUGAAAAGCAGUUUUAAUACAUUUUUCCUUUGAGAAUGUGUGUGCAUUAUUAAAUUGUCCUACUUGAACAGACCUAAGCUGCCAUUUCCGUUAGUGAUUUCCACAUUUUCAACUGCCUGCCUAUCAACUGGGUUAAAGUAGUAAAUUGGGUACACUUAUUUUCUUUGCUGUAUUGUUAUUUACUUUUUAAAACAUCGAGUCUAUCUUAAUUUUUAAAAAUUAUAUUUUAAAUGUUGAAUGUAAAUCAGUUUAAAAAAAUUUGUAUGCAAGGUAAACCCAACAAAAAUUGUGCGGAGUACCAACAAUGAUUGCAUGUGAGGAAUUCUACAUUACUCUUACCCUGUACUACUCAAUACAUAUGCUACAUAGUUGUGUUGUCAUUCCACAGCUGGGAAUAGUAAUGCUAGUUUGUUUUUUAGUUUAUGGAGUCCAGAUAUCCAUCAAAUUAUUACCAUUAAUUUUAAAAUAAUUGUACGCCUAAACUAAGGCUUGAUUCUAAAUUCAUUAAUUAUAUCAUUUUCUUUAAAUGAUUUGAAGUUGUAUCUAAUUAUGAAAGGCUUUAAUUUUAAUUUUGUUUAUAAAAAUGAAUUAAUUUGCUUCACAUUUUAUUUAUUUUUAAUUAAAAUUAGAGCUUUACAAGUUAUUUAAUUAUUCUCAUGCCUUCUUAGAAUAUUCAAAGCUAAAAUAUGCCUAACUCAUCUUAAAGAGUUAUAUUACUUUAUUUUAUAGCUUUAGUACAUACAAAUUCCAAUAUUUCUAAACUGCAUGUAAUGAAAAUAAAUGUACAAGUUGAUUUUAAUCAUAGUGUGGAGAAUUUCAUCCCAGUGCAAUUCUAUUAUGUCACUUUUUGUUAAACAAUUGUUCGAGGUUUGGUUUCAAGCAAGCUGUGUUAACAUUUUCCGGUAUAGGUUCCCAACUUUAUUUUAAAAUAUUUUCCACAUAUGGUGCAAGGAUGAGUAAAAGGAGAAUGACUGAUUUAACAAUAUUUAAAAAUGAGUUGUUUUCAUUUUUUUAUGCAAGAAACCAUAUUUUUAAAAUAACUUUUUUAUGUUCAGGGAGUCUUUAAUAACAUUAAGAAACAGUUAAAUAUUUUUUUUUUACAAAAUAGAGGAUCCACAAAAUAUAUAUAGUAUUUUACUAAGAAAUGUAGAAUGGAAAUUAAUAUUUGAAGGUUAAAAUCGGAUAUAUUCGGUAGUUUAACAGUGUUGGGGAGAGGGACUUAUAAUAACAUUUAUAAUGUGUAGCGGGGAGUACAUGAGAACUAGAAUGUAUAGCUAUGAUAUUUUUCUGUAUACAGCUACAUUGCCCAGUGUGUAAGCUAUGCUACAUGAACUAUUGCCAACAUGUCUGCAGCUGAUUAUGGUAUAUUCAAAUAUCUGGUCAAGGACAGGAGGUUGGCCAAACAUUCAGUGUUUAAGGUUAGGUCAUUAUGAACUCUGGCCAUCAUAGUUGGUCAUGGACAGGAGGUUGGCCAAACAUUCAGUGUUAAAGGUUAGGUCAUUAUGAACUCUGGCCAUCAUAGUUGGUCAUGGACAGGAGGUUGGCCAAACAUUUGGUGUUAAAGGUUAGGUCAUUAUGAACUGUGGCCAUCAUAGUUGGUCAUGACACAUUGGCCAACUUUUGUUGAUCAGAUAAGCUCAUCACAUUCAGGGGGUUAAAGGUCAUUGUUGAAUAAAAGCAAAAAUAAACAAACAGACCAUGUCAUACAACACAAAGGUAUAAGAUUUUUGAAAUUUUGCUCCAUAUAUUUUGACUAAUAGUAAUACUUCCAACAUAAAAUACAUUUCUUUAAUAAUUCAAUCACUGAAAAUGACCAAAAAAAUUUAAAGUUAUUUAAUUAUUAUUUUUUUAGUUCAGUGAUCCCAAAUAUUUAUACAAAACAUCUUCAAAACCAAACCUACUUAAAGCUAAAGGAUUAUGCAAUAUGUAAAAAGAAUAUGCAGAUAUUUUAUCUUGUGGCAAGAAAUAUUGUUGUCAUGUUUUUCAAUACUUCUUCCUUAUCAAUUUCUAAAUAUAGCAUUAUUAAAGAUAUUUUUUUCCCCCACUUCUCUCUCUUUAAACUGUCUCAAAACAGUUAACUGUAAUGGUGCUCUGUUACAUAAGAUUUUAUGUGUGUCUGCUACAAACACAGGUAGAAGACUGUACGCAUUUUUACACUUCAUCUAUGAGUUCCAUAAGACUUACUGUGUACCAGGCAUAUGCAAUUUAAAUUCUCAACAUUGUACAUUUUUUUUACUCAAUAAGCUGUACUUGUUUCCAUUUUAAUGUGUGGGACAUUGUGGAGUUU
Physella acuta is the source of this 6363-nucleotide messenger RNA. Its product is annotated as pleckstrin homology domain-containing family G member 5. The record is from RefSeq and is a predicted model, not a curated record. Gene Ontology annotation, cellular component: plasma membrane; endocytic vesicle; axon. Gene Ontology annotation, molecular function: guanyl-nucleotide exchange factor activity. NCBI's taxonomy places the organism in Eukaryota, Metazoa, Mollusca, Gastropoda, Physidae. Gene Ontology annotation, biological process: Rho protein signal transduction; endothelial cell migration.